This is a messenger RNA of Uncinocarpus reesii 1704, 1308 nucleotides long. RefSeq lists its product as uncharacterized. The record is from RefSeq and is a predicted model, not a curated record. Lineage: Eukaryota; Fungi; Ascomycota; Eurotiomycetes; Onygenales; Onygenaceae. The coding region runs from base 1 to 1308 and encodes 435 amino acids. The transcript is spliced from 3 exons.
AUGUCCGAAGUCCAGGAUGAGGGUGAGUGCAAGCUUGGCACCCUCUCUCACCAAAACAAUCCAUCACCUCACUUCUCUAGCAAUAGACAAUUCGUUAACCGCCAGUGUGCAUCUCUCAUAGCUUUCCCUGAUUUCGACGCAGACGUUGCUGUGGAGUCAUCCAACAGCUCAGUUGUGGGUGAGCCUAUUCGCCGGCGCCAUCGUCGUAACCGAGCGUCUGUCACUCAAGACGAUCUCGAGCAGUUCCGCGCUGGUUAUUGGGGCGUCACCCGCGAAGCGUUUCGUGACAUCCAAGCUCAACGUGAAGCACAGGACCAGCUUCCUCUCCUCAAUGCAGCACUAGCAAAUCUGGCGAUGUCGACUCCGAACAACGUAAACGCCCCUGUUACAGCUGCCGGCUCUGGACCCGGUUUUGCCAACCUCUACGAGAGCAUCCCCUCCAACAUGCCGAAUAUUCCGCGCCAAAACCAGGCCGCCCCUCCUGCCAGUCCCGCAGGUAGUCAGAACGGCGUGCCCGGGGCAAUGGCGGGAUUGGCCACCGGAAUGCCGAUGAAUGCAGGUCAAGAAAUGGAUCUUAACUACGUGUACCAGAUGAUCACCGAGCUGAGUGAGCUCCUUGCCCACAAUCGCGACACGACGAGGAACAUCAUCAGAGCGAGUGAGGAGAUUGCUAGGCGCGCUGCUAACGAAGGCACCACUCCCAACCUCCAACAAGUUAACGGCGAAAUCACGUCUGCUCGCAUAGCAGAUCUGGAGAACGAGGUAGCCAAGCAGAAGCGGGUCAUCGAUGUCCUCAAAUAUGAGCAAGUGGAAAACAUGAAGUUGAUCGCCGAAUACGAGACCGCUGUGGGAACCAUGACCGAACAGAUUCGCACCUACUGCUGCAACGUCAACGAUCACUUCCUUGCCCAGAAACGUCGUUACAAUGGUCUCCUUCAGGAAGAAAAGGAUGCACAUCUGCAGAGCCGCCUGGAGCGUGACUAUUGGCAUGCUCAAACUUUGCGAUGUGCUGAGAUGAUUCGCACCGCCUAUCGUCUUCGUUGCGAGGAAGAAAUUCUCCCGAUCCGCGUCGUUUCCGGGCUUCAAAACGAGGUGCGCGCCCUUCGUAAUGCAUUGGGCUUGGACCCCGAAAAACCAGAAGAGGAAUAUGGCUGGGAGAUUCUUAAGGACACCCCUCCUGGCGUUGAUUAUGGAACUGGAUCUAUACUCUCCGAGAUGCAUACAUUGCUUUUAUCAGUUCAAUGGCGGCGUUUUAAGGUUUAUGCCACAUCAAGUAGAUACCCCUGGAGCAUGAUUGGUCGGCGGUAA